This is a messenger RNA of Magallana angulata, 1233 nucleotides long. Its product is annotated as multiple epidermal growth factor-like domains protein 10. The record is from RefSeq and is a predicted model, not a curated record. The transcript has 10 exons. The coding region runs from base 72 to 1226 and encodes 384 amino acids. NCBI's taxonomy places the organism in Eukaryota, Metazoa, Mollusca, Bivalvia, Ostreida, Ostreidae.
UUUUAUGGAAAUAAUAAAUAAGGAUAUAUUAGCUGAAUGAGUUGGUCUCUGUUUACAACCAGUUUCCAGCUAUGGAGACCAGGACUAUACUUAGGCUAGUCACCAUAGCAAUAUUUUUCUGUAUCUGCAUCUUAGUACUUUAUCCAACAAGCGCAGAAGGAACAUACCUUGUCAGAAGAAGAGUAUAUGUACGCAAAGGAUAUAAUAACCACAGAAAUCGCCUUAUCAUCAAACGAAAAUUCAGGCACCGGAUAAAACGAAAAUUUAGGAUCCGGAUGAAACGAAAAUUUAGGAUCCGGAUAAAACGAAAAUUUAGGUCUAGUUCGUCUGGGAGCAAUAGAGUGAGAAGGCAUUACAAAGGCCGCGUUUGGAGAAAAUACCAAAGGAGGUCUAGGAACAAAAGAGUGAGAUUUGGGAGAAGACGUUACAAACGUCCCGUCAGGAGGAAAUACCAGGGAAGACCAAGACACAUUAUAGUGCACAAUCGUCCUUCAACAACCAUACACGUCCACUACUACAUCCGGCCGUCGUAUUUACCGCCUUACCUCCCACGUGGCUGCGGUGGUCGAUGUGGCCGAAACGCUUUCUGUUGGAGAGGUCACACGUGCGUUUGUAGACACGGUUAUAAAGGGAAUCCAUUGAAAAGAUGUUACCCAGGGGGAGGUCCAUGUGGCAACAGAUGUGGUAAAAAUGCCGUCUGCAGUGCUGGGAAAUGCACGUGUAAGAAAGGAUACUGUGGAAAUCCGUUGGUAGCUUGUUUCCGAGAAUAUAGAUGCAAGAAAGGCUGCGGUGCCAAUGCUGUAUGCGAUAAGCGCACAGGAAAAUGUCAAUGUAAACCCAAGUUUAUUGGUAACCCACAUGUACGCUGCAUCUCGCUGUACGGGUGUACAGGAGGUUGCGGCCCUAAUGCCGUGUGUAAGAAUGGUAAAUUCUGCGCCUGUAAGCCAGGCUAUGGUCCUAACCCUGUCAUUGGGUGCAAACCAGUGCCCGGAUGUGUCAGGAAAUGUGGACUCCAUGCAUAUUGUGACGCACCGAACCGGAAGUGCGUGUGCAGACCUGGAUACGUGGGAAAUGCCUAUGUCCGAUGUCGACACAUUUACUCAAUUCCUUGCGGAGGGAAGUGUGGUGAAAACGCCUUCUGUAGAAAAGGCGUGUGUGUCUGUAAACCUAGUUGUCAUGGCAACCCAUACACAAAUUGUGUGAAAGAUGCGAAAAUAAAAGGUUAAUCACGAA